ACAUGCUUCUGUCUAGUUCUGAAGUAGUGGAUUGUUCGGUUGCUUAAAAGUUCGGAAUUGGGUAACAAUCCGUUUAAAAUGAAAUUCUGACCAAAGAAAAUAAGCAAUGCCUGAGCUUCUGAAACGAACUUACCGUGAGCAGUUGGCCACCUGGAUAGGAAAGACCUGUCACUUCCGGUUAUUAUACAAGAUCAGCAGAGAUGGAUGUUCAGCUACAACAUUCCACCAACAGUGUGACAAUCAGGGACCUACAGUAACGGUUCUUUAUAACACCAACAACACGAUAUUUGGGGGAUAUCUGUCACAGAACUGGAACUCCAGUGGCGGCAACAUCAGUGAUGCGAAUGCAUUUCUUUUCCGGCUGCAGUAUAAUGGUUCUUCAAAUCCAGUUAAACUUCCUGUCAAUGCUUCAUAUUAUAAUUAUGCCGGCUCUGGCAUUAGUAAUUAUGGUCCAUCGUUUGGUGGCAACAGCGACCUCAUGGCUUUUCAAGGGAAUAUUUCAAAGUCUGGAAAAGAAUUUGUACUGAAUGGCAGUGUAAGUCUGACGAGCGGGUACUAUAAUUACAAUGGAUAUGAUACCAACUCUAUUACAAAUAGUAAUCUGAGGGUGACAGACCUAGAAGUCUACCUUGUUGUAGAUGGACCUGGACCAAAGAUUUCUGACAAACCUUGGAGAGAAUCCCCUGAAUGGAACACUGAGACCUGUCAGAAGCUGAAUCAAUCUCUCAUCGACUACAAACCAAUGACAGAGACAAAUGUUACUACAGGCAACAUCCUUCUGAUUGGUCAAAUUGGUGCGGGAAAGUCCAGCUUUUUCAACUCGGUCAACUCCAUUUUCCGCGGGAAAAUCACCAGUAAAGCUUCCAGUGGAAACUUUGAGCACAGCGUGACAACAGCUUAUAGAAAAUACAAAAUCAAGGAUUUUUCAUCUGGAAAGUUCCUUAAUUUCCGCCUUUGUGACACCAGAGGUUUAGAGGAGGAAUUUGCUAUGGAUGUGCAGGAAAUCUCCUUCCUUUUGGAUGGUAAUAUACCGGACCGAUACCAGUUUAAUCCAAUGGUUCCUUUCACAUCAGAAACCCCUGGCUACAUAAAAGACCCGGAUCUACAGGAUAAAAUUCACUGCGUGGCUUUUGUGGUAGAUAGUAGUACUGUAGACGUAAUGCCCGACAAAGUUCGCAAGCAGAUGAAAGAUCUACAAGUCAAACUGAAUCAAAGAAAUUUGCCACAAGUUGUUCUCCUGACUAAAUUAGACAAAAUAUGUCCUGAAGUGGAAGAGGACAUCAAGAACACAUUUUCGAGCUCUGCCGUUUCUGACGCUGUUGUAAGAGUUGCAGAAAUCAUGGGUCUUCCUCGUGGUCACGUGCUUCCGGUGAAAAACUACGAAAGUGAGACCAAGCUGAAGACAGGCGUGGAUAUUCUUGUGAUGGAAGCGCUACAACAGUGUCUUGAUUUUGCAGACGAUUUCAUGGAUGAACAACUUGACAAAAUGGCUACAGAUGGAAAGUUGAAAAAAGAAAAAGACUGAGUCUGCCAUUGUAUUUACAGCUAGAUGUAAUAAAUGAGCAAAAGAGGUUCAGCGCUAGGGCUUUCCAAUUUAAUUUUGCAUAAACAAUGUAUAAUACUAAGAAUGAAAUUCUGUAAUAAAUAUAUUCAAUAGCCACACAAAUCUUAUGCAGUUUUUCAUUUGAUCAAUUUUUUUU
This is a messenger RNA of Saccostrea cuccullata (small rock oyster), 1700 nucleotides long. RefSeq names its product interferon-induced protein 44-like. NCBI's taxonomy places the organism in Eukaryota, Metazoa, Mollusca, Bivalvia, Ostreida, Ostreidae. The record is from RefSeq and is a predicted model, not a curated record. The transcript has 7 exons. Bases 107 to 1525 code for a protein of 472 amino acids.